ACCCCGGCGCGGCAGAGCCAUGGAUGGCCCGACGCGGGGCCAUGGACUCCGCAAAAAGCGGCGGUCGCGGUCGCAGCGAGACCGGGAGAGGCGCUCCCGGGGCGGGCUGGGGGCCGGCGCGGCCGGCGGCGGCGGGGCCGGCCGGACCCGGGCGCCCUCGCUCGCCUCGUCGUCGGGCUCCGACAAGGAAGACAAUGGGAAGCCCCCGUCCUCCGCCCCGUCCCGGCCCAGACCCCCGCGGAGGAAGCGGAGAGAGUCCACCUCUGCCGAAGAGGACAUCAUUGAUGGAUUUGCCAUGACCAGCUUUGUCACUUUUGAAGCGCUGGAGAAAGAUGUAGCACUUAAGCCUCAGGAACGUGUGGAGAAACGCCAGACCCCUCUGACCAAGAAGAAACGAGAAGCACUUACCAACGGCCUGUCUUUUCAUUCCAAGAAGAGCAGACUCAGCCACCCACACCACUACAGCUCGGAUCGAGAAAAUGACCGCAAUCUCUGCCAGCACCUUGGGAAGAGAAAGAAAAUGCCUAAAGGACUCAGGCAGCUCAAGCCAGGCCAGAACAGCUGCAGGGACAGUGACAGUGACAGUGCCAGUGGAGAAUCCAAGGGCUUCCACAGGAGCAGCUCCCGGGAAAGGCUCAGCGAUAGUUCAGCUCCUUCCAGCUUGGGAACAGGCUACUUCUGUGACAGCGACAGUGACCAGGAAGAGAAGGCAUCAGAUGCCAGCUCUGAAAAACUCUUCAAUACUGUUAUUGUAAACAAAGAUCCGGAGUUAGCUGUUGGCACGCUCCCGGAACAUGACAGCCAGGAUGCAGGGCCGAUUGUCCCCAAGAUAUCGGGUCUAGAGAGAAGCCAGGAGAAGAGCCAGGACUGUUGCAAAGAGCCGAUCUUUGAGCCCCUGGUGCUUAAAGACCCCUGCCCUCAGGUCCCUCAGCCGCUGCCCCAGCCCCAGGCGGAGCCCCAGCCACGAGCUCCUUCUCCAGACCCCGACCUGGUGCAGCGCACAGAGGCCCCGCCUCAGCCCCCACGUCCAAGCACACAGCCACCACAGGCGCCCCCAGAGGCCCAGCUUCAGCCUGCCCCUCAGCCUCCAGUGCAGAGGCCACCGAGGCCGCAGUCCCCUGCCCAGCUGCUCCACCAGAGCCUCCCGCCCGUGCAGGCCCACCCCUCGUCCCAGAGCCUCUCCCAGCCAUUGUCAGCCUACAACAGCAGUAGCUUAAGCCUCAACAGCUUAAGCAGUAGCAGAAGCAGCACUCCAGCAAAGACUCAGCCCGCCCCUCCUCACAUCUCUCAUCACCCCUCGGCCUCCCCGUUCCCCCUCGCACUGCCCAACCACAGCCCCCUGCACAGCUUCACGCCCACCCUCCAGCCCCCCGCACACUCACAUCACCCCAAUAUGUUUGCCCCUCCCACGGCUUUGCCUCCUCCACCACCUCUGACUUCAGGGAGUCUGCAGGUCCCCGGACACCCGGCCGGAAGCACUUACUCAGAGCAAGACAUCUUGCGACAGGAACUGAACACACGUUUUCUGGCCUCUCAGAGCGCUGACCGUGGGGCGUCCCUGGGCCCUCCGCCCUACCUGCGGACCGAGUUCCACCAGCACCAGCACCAGCACCAGCACACGCACCAGCACACGCACCAGCACACCUUCACGCCGUUCCCCCACGCCAUCCCGCCCACCGCCAUCAUGCCGACGCCAGCACCUCCCAUGUUUGACAAAUACCCUACAAAAGUUGACCCAUUCUACCGGCACAGUCUCUUCCAUUCCUACCCUCCUGCAGUAUCGGGCAUCCCCCCUAUGAUUCCACCCACUGGCCCUUUUGGUUCACUACAAGGAGCAUUUCAGCCGAAGACAUCCAACCCAAUCGAUGUUGCUGCUCGACCCGGGACAGUCCCACACACUCUGCUCCAAAAGGACCCGAGGUUGACAGAUCCUUUCAGACCUAUGUUAAGGAAACCAGGGAAGUGGUGUGCUAUGCAUGUUCACAUCGCCUGGCAGAUCUACCACCACCAACAGAAAGUCAAGAAACAGAUGCAGUCAGACCCACAUAAGCUGGACUUCGGAUUGAAACCCGAGUUCCUGAGCCGCCCCCCAGGCCCCAGCCUCUUUGGAGCCAUCCACCACCCCCAUGACCUGGCCCGGCCUUCAACUUUGUUCUCUGCUGCUGGUGCUGCACACCCAACCGGGACCCCUUUUGGGCCACCCCCCCAUCACAGCAACUUCCUUAACCCUGCCGCUCACCUGGAGCCUUUUAACCGUCCGUCUACGUUCACUGGCCUCACAGCUGUUGGUGGCAAUGCCUUCGGGGGACUCGGAAAUCCUUCAGUUACACCCAACUCAAUGUUCGGCCACAAGGAUGGCCCCAGUGUGCAGAACUUUAGCAACCCUCACGAACCCUGGAACCGGCUACACCGAACGCCUCCGUCGUUCCCGACCCCUCCGCCCUGGCUGAAGCCAGGGGAGCUGGAGCGUAGCGCGUCCGCUGCAGCUCAUGACAGAGAUAGAGAUGUAGAUAAACGAGACUCAUCUGUUAGUAAAGAUGACAAAGAAAGGGAAAGCGUUGAAAAAAGACACUCCAGCCACCCUUCACCAGCACCUAUCCUCCCGGUGAGCACCUUGGGACAUAACCGUAGCUCCACUGAACAGAUCAGGGGUCAUUUGAACACUGAGGCUCGUGAGAAAGACAAAUCCAAAGAGAGGGAGAGAGACCACUCGGAAUCCCGCAAGGACCUGACCGCCGACGAGCACAAGGCGAAGGAGGGCCACCUGCCCGAGAAGGACGGCCACGGCCACGAGGGGAGAGCCGUGGGUGAAGAGGCCAAGCAGAUGGCCCGGGUGCCAUCGCCCUACGUGCGGACCCCCGUCGUGGAGAGCACCAGGCCCAACAGCACCUCGAGCCGCGAGGCCGAGCCGCGCAAGAGCGAGCCGGCCUACGAGAACCCCAAGAAGGGCUCUGAGGUCAAGGUGAAGGAGGAACGCAAAGAAGACCACGACCUGCCUCCGGAGGCCCCGCAGACCCACCGGUCUUCGGAGGCGCCUCCUCCAAACUCCUCGUCCAGUGUGCACCCGGGGCCCCUGGCGUCGAUGCCCAUGACGGUGGGGGUGACAGGCAUUCACCCCAUGAACAGCAUCAGCAGCCUGGACAGGACUCGCAUGAUGACUCCUUUCAUGGGCAUCAGUCCCAUCCCGGGCGGAGAGCGGUUCCCGUACCCUUCUUUCCAUUGGGACCCCAUACGGGACCCUUUGAGGGAUCCCUACCGAGAACUUGACAUUCACCGGAGAGACCCGCUGGGCAGGGACUUCCUGCUGAGGAACGACCCUCUCCACCGUCUCUCGACUCCCCGGCUGUACGAAGCCGAUCGCUCCUUCAGGGACAGGGAGCCUCACGACUACAACCAUCACCACCACCACCACCACCACCCUCUGUCCGUGGACCCUCGGCGGGAACACGAGCGCGGGGCGCACCUGGACGAGCGGGAGCGCUUGCACAUGCUCAGAGAAGACUAUGAGCACACGCGGCUCCACUCGGUGCACCCCGCCUCCCUGGACGGCCACCUGCCGCACCCCAGCCUCAUCACCCCAGGGCUCCCCAGCAUGCACUACCCCCGGAUCAGCCCCACAGCGGGGCACCAGAACGGACUGCUCAACAAGACCCCUCCGACGGCUGCGCUGAGCGCGCCCCCGCCGCUCAUCUCCACGCUGGGGGGCCGCCCCGUCUCGCCCCGAAGGACUACUCCUCUGUCGGCAGAGAUGAGGGAGAGGCCUCCUUCCCACACUCUGAAGGAUAUCGAAGCUCGGUAAGGAGAGAGGGACCCGAGAGAGGAAGGAGAAGCUCUACACCAACAUGACGCAGACUUGAGAGAGAGAGAGAGAGAGAGAGAGAACGGACCGCUACCACAGACUGGGGGCCACGUGCCCCUGCCUCCUCCCCUUGUAAAAAAUGUAUAGACUCAGUGCAGAUUUUGAAAUGGUUUUUGUAUAUUAUAUGUUGAAAUUUUUCAGAUCUUUUAGCCAAGUCCUAUGUUCUCAUGUCCCCAACUCCUUUGGUUUCUCGUAUAAAACUUUUUUGAUUUGAACCAAAACAGUGAAGAUGACAGACACACACCGACGCGGCGGUAACUGGGGAGAGAGCAACAGCAGGUGCACACCAGGCAGCAUGUGGGGCUCCUUCGGAAGGAAGGGAAGGCCGUGUACAUAGUUAUGUAAAAAAA
This is a messenger RNA of Callorhinus ursinus (northern fur seal), 4209 nucleotides long. RefSeq names its product activator of transcription and developmental regulator AUTS2 (gene AUTS2). NCBI's taxonomy places the organism in Eukaryota, Metazoa, Chordata, Mammalia, Carnivora, Otariidae. The record is from RefSeq and is a predicted model, not a curated record.